This is a messenger RNA of Thermothielavioides terrestris NRRL 8126, 909 nucleotides long. RefSeq lists its product as uncharacterized. The transcript is spliced from 2 exons. NCBI's taxonomy places the organism in Eukaryota, Fungi, Ascomycota, Sordariomycetes, Sordariales, Chaetomiaceae. The coding region runs from base 182 to 652 and encodes 156 amino acids. The record is from RefSeq and is a predicted model, not a curated record.
GUCAGCCAUACGUCAUGGACAUAAAGACUCCGCGGGGUGGGCGCCCCAAGCGCGGAGAGUGAGCAUCACACCAUCUUGAGUGCCUGCUGUGCUCCCUUGUGUCUCCCUAGCAUCACAGCCCCGACAUCGACAUUGUCAUCAAACAAGCCGCGCAAGUUACUCCCCUUCAUCCACCGCCAUCAUGCUCAUCCCAAAACGAAUCGGCACUGCUCUCCGGAUCCGCCCGGCCCUCAUCAGAUGGCCAACGAGCCGGUGCCUCUCGACGACGGCCGCCCGGCCCUGGGCGACGCCGACGAACCGGUACCCGCCCAGCGACGCGCGCGGCGGCAUCCCGGUCGAGGACAUCGACGUCGUCUUCGACUACCCCUCGGACGGCCAGGCCAGCCACCAGAAGACGCCGCUGGAGCAGUCCGGCCUGGACCUGCACUCGGCCAUGCCGCACUACCCCAAGGCGUCGUCCACGGCCGCCGGCAUGGCCGGCGCCCAGAGGAUGGGCAAGGAGAUGGGCUACACGGAUUCCAACGCCAUGUACCGAUACAUCGGCCUCGGCGCCCUCGGCCUGGGCGGCCUGUACCUGUUCAUGCGGCGGCGGAAUCCCCCUGCUGAGCCAGCGUCCAAGGACCGCACCUGGUCGCAGCCGGCUGCCCGAUGAUUUUACUGCGCCGACCUUUCCUAGGGCGGGUGAAAGAAGCAACGUCGGGGUAGCCGUUGAACCUUGGGUGUGAGACGUCGUUGGUGCAUGUUGUGCGGUGGACGCUUGGCGGAGUGGAAAAGGGGUUAGGAGAUGGCAAGGGGGGAAGGAGGAAUGAUUGGAACGGUUUAUAUCUCCCAGAAUGGCUGUUAUGUUUUUGAGUCAUUCCCUUGUAGUGUUUAUACACAAACAAUCGCCGCCUAUUAUUUCGUCCUUCG